Messenger RNA from Suillus fuscotomentosus, 1923 nucleotides. Its product is annotated as histone deacetylase clr3. The transcript has 16 exons. Gene Ontology annotation, molecular function: histone deacetylase activity. Bases 1 to 1923 code for a protein of 640 amino acids. Lineage: Eukaryota; Fungi; Basidiomycota; Agaricomycetes; Boletales; Suillaceae. Gene Ontology annotation, cellular component: histone deacetylase complex. The record is from RefSeq and is a predicted model, not a curated record. Gene Ontology annotation, biological process: chromatin organization.
AUGGACGUGGAUGGAGAAGAAUAUCACCAAAAUCAAGUAUCCAUCCAACGUUCAUCGAGCCCUGUCCAACGUGCCUCCUCCGUGCCGCACCGUCUGCCACAUUUCACGGUCGGUUAUGUCUAUUCUCAGGACAUGAUGCUCCAUUCAUCGGCAACUGGGGAGCAUCCGGAGCAGCCAGAACGAAUAUCAAGAAUUCGAACGGCAAUUCGCGACGCGAAUUUAUUGCAGAAAAUGAAACAAAUCCCGAUUCGACCUGUAAAGCGAGAUGAAGCCCUUCUUGUCCAUUCUCAAGAACAUUGGCACAAGGUCCUUGCAAUUCAAUCAAUGACACCGUCCGAAAUUUUUGAAUCAGAAGCUUAUUAUGAGUCCCUAUCUCUGUACGUUACCAGCGGUACUACCCGAGCUGCGCGCUUGAGUUGUGGAGGCGUGAUUGAGGCAUGUCUCGCUGUGGCUCGUGGCGAGCUGAAGAAGACCUUUGCAAUAGUACGACCCCCCGGCCACCAUGCUGAGCCUGAGGAGCACAUGGGUUUUUGUUUUUUCAACAAUGUCGCUGUCGCCUGCAAAAGUAAUGGAACACAGCGUGCUUUCAAUGAUGACCCCUCUGUCCUGUACAUCUCGUUGCAUCGCUAUGAGCGAGGGCAAUUUUACCCAUGUGGACCGUUUGGUAGCCUUGAAUCGUGUGGUGAAGGGGCUGGUCUUGGCUACUCUGUCAAUAUACCUUGGCCGAAGAAGGGCAUGACAGAUGCGGAUUAUAUCCAUGCCUUCCAACAAAUUGUGAUGCCAAUAGGAAUGGAAUUUGCUCCAGAUCUAGUGAUUAUCUCUGCUGGCUUUGACGCUGCUGUUGGGGAUGAUCUUGGCGAAUGUUUUGUUUCUCCGGCGGGAUACGCACACAUGACACACAUGUUAUCGGGGCUCGCCGGUGGAAAUUUAGUCGUCGCCUUAGAGGGUGGCUAUAACCUUGAUUCCAUAUCUAACUCUUCUCUCGCAGUUGCUCGCGUACUUCUUGGCGAGGCUCCUCCUGAGCUCCCCCCUAUGGUUGCAUCUGAGGCAGGAACAGAAACGGUUUGGCAGGUCGCUAUGGAGCAGAGCAAAUACUGGAAGAGCGUGAACCCCAAGGCAUGUGAACCACGCGAAGAGGUCGAUGAAAUAUCAUUCUCAAUCCCAGAAAUUCUUAAGGGCCACAGACAACACUUUCUAUAUACGCAAUACCAAAUGCUCCAGGUUCCAUUAAUGACCAAGAUGUUUGAAGAACGUUUCGGCUCUCAAGUUAUGUGCACGAGUGACUUUCUACAAAAUCCUACAAUUAUUGUAUUUGUCCAUGAAUUCGGAAAUCUGCGCAUAGAACUAGACGGAAAGCCUACGUGCGACGUGCAGAUGGAGAACUCUUACCUAAUCGACUUUUCGAAGGAACUCAUUUCAUGGGUUACGAAGGAAAAAUAUGCUCUGCUUGAUGUCAAUGUCUUUCCGAGACCGUUUGCCUCGCCUUUGCCGCGCGGCCACAAACACGUAGAGUCAUGGUCAAGGGAUGUUCUCACUUACCUAUGGGAUAACUAUAUACAGCUUUCGGGAGCGAAGAACAUAAUCUUCAUUGGACAUGGCCCCGGUUGUCAUGCACUUAUGGAGCUUAUGGAGAGCCGUCCGGUCGGCAUGAUUCGCUAUGUCAAUACGGUGAUACAGGUUGUGGGAAACAUGAACAUCCCGUUGAUACCCAAGGACGCAGAUGAACUCCGAGCAUGGUAUUCCAAGAACUCGCUCGUAAUUGUCCAUCCAGAGCACCCAGCAUUUGCUCCUGAAGCGAGGAUUCUCAAGAGACAUGGCAGGGUCCUUCAGAUUGAGGAGAGCAAACCCAUCAAGCUCAUUAUGAAAGGGCUCCCUUUGAUCCAGGACCACAUCAGACAGUCCCUCGUAGGAAAGCCGCGAUAA